Messenger RNA from Vigna radiata var. radiata (mung bean), 792 nucleotides. RefSeq lists its product as uncharacterized. The transcript is spliced from 2 exons. The record is from RefSeq and is a predicted model, not a curated record. Gene Ontology annotation, biological process: DNA integration. The coding region runs from base 1 to 792 and encodes 263 amino acids. Lineage: Eukaryota; Viridiplantae; Streptophyta; Magnoliopsida; Fabales; Fabaceae. Gene Ontology annotation, molecular function: nucleic acid binding.
AUGGAUUUUAUGGAACCAUUACCUUCUUCCUACAACAACGAAUAUAUUUUAGUUGCAGUGGAUUAUGUCAGUAAGUGGGUAGAGGCUGCAGCAUGCCAAAAGAACGAUGCCAAGACAGUGGUCAAAUUUCUCAAGAGACAAAUCUUCUCAAGAUUUUGUGCCCCUAGGAACCUCAUAAGUGAUGGAGGAUCACAUUUCUGUAAUGCCCAAUUGGCCAAGGUCUUGUCACAUUAUGAUUUGUCACAUUAUGAUGUGAGGCACAAAAUUUCCUCUCUUUAUCAUCCACAAACCAAUGGCCAAGCUGAAGUUUCCAAUCGGAAAAUUAAGAGAAUCCUUGAAAAGAUUGUUUCAUCUUCAAGAAAGGAUUGGGCUGCAAAGUUAGAUGAUGUUUUGUGGGCAUAUAGGAUUGACUGCCUUGAAGACUCCUGUAAAAGAAAGCUUCAGUUGCAAAAGUUGGAGGAAAUGAGGAUGACUGCCUAUGAUUCUUCAAGGAAAUACAAAGAAAGGGUCAAGAUGUACCAUGACAAGAAGCUGAUCAAGAGAGAAUUUCAACCUGGACAACAAGUAGUGUUGUUCGAUUCCAGAUUCAAGUUGUUUCCAGGUAAGUUGAAAGCUAAAUGGUCUGGUCCUUUUGUGAUUAAGGCAGUCAAGCCUUAUGGUGCUCUUGAAUUGAUGGAUCCAAAUUCUGAGGAUCCAAAUAGAAGCUGGAUUGUUAAUGGCCAAAGACUGAAACAUUAUUUGGGUGGUGAGGUUGAACGCCUCACCACAAUUAUUAAAUUGUCUGAACCAUGA